Pristis pectinata (smalltooth sawfish) is the source of this 3988-nucleotide messenger RNA. RefSeq names its product F-box protein 10 (gene fbxo10). The coding region runs from base 316 to 3228 and encodes 970 amino acids. NCBI's taxonomy places the organism in Eukaryota, Metazoa, Chordata, Chondrichthyes, Rhinopristiformes, Pristidae. The record is from RefSeq and is a predicted model, not a curated record. Gene Ontology annotation, biological process: regulation of apoptotic process; protein ubiquitination; ubiquitin-dependent protein catabolic process. Gene Ontology annotation, molecular function: protein binding. The transcript has 11 exons.
AGGGUUAUCCUAUUGAUGACUUCUUUUUGAAGCUCUCAUCUCACCUCCCUAACAACCGUGCGGUUGCUACAUGACGUAAUUCCCAGGCUCCGACCGGCGCGGGACGCCUGGCGGCGGCUGUACCAGCAACAAGAGUAUGGUGGAGGGGUAGGCCGUUGCUAGGCUGUUUUCAGGCUCGAUGGAGCGGCAGGACGCGCUCGUCGUGGCCAGGCCCCCGGCGCUGCAACGCGACCGAGCGGAGAGUGAGACUCCGCGGAUUCGAGCUGCGCCUGCGGACGCUAUCUGUCAGCACCGCUGAAGAUAUAGAAGGUGACUAUGGAGAUCAGCGGUCUCCCACUGGAGCUGUGGCGUCUGAUCCUUGCAUAUUUGCCUCUCCCAGAUCUGGGUCGUUGCUGUGUGGUGUGCAGGGCUUGGUAUGAACUGAUAAUCAGUCUGGAUAAUACUCGAUGGAGGCAGUUGUGUCUUGGAUGCAAUGAAUGCAAACACCCAAACUGGCCAAAUCAACCUGAUGUUGAACCACAUUCCUGGCGGGAAGCAUUUAGGCAACACCAUUUAGCUUCUAAAAUUUGGACCAAAAAUGCCCAGGACAUGGAGUCCUCAAACUGCUUGCAUUUAUUUCGGCGGAAGAAGGAUCGAAAAACUAUAUUCGUCGGCCCAACAAGUGAACAUCUGAACCUCAGGAGUGCCUUAGCUGUUGCCAAUGUGUAUGAUAAGAUUUUUGUUUGCCCUGGUGUAUAUGAAGAACAGAAUGAGGUGAUUUUAAAGGUCCCUGUAGAAAUAAUUGGACUUGGGAAGUUAGGGGAUGUGGCACUCCUUGUUAGCUUUGACCAACACUGUCCAACAGCACGGCUGUGCAAUUUGGUCCUCAUGCCUGCGUGGUUCACACCUGUUGUGUACAAGACAUUUUCCGGCCAUGUUCAGCUUGAUAACUGCAAUGUAGAGAACGGGCAGCUACACAUCCAUGCACCUGGGACCUGCCAGGUGAAGUUUUGUACUUUCAGCCAGUCCAGCAUCAAUUUCCACAAUGUUGCCCUCAGCAUAAUUGAAAACUCGGAGUUUAUUGGGAGUGACAGUAUAUCAGUGAGUGUGGCAGGCCCUGGCCUGACUGACAGAAAUUGGGCCUGCAAACACUUGGCAGUGGCUGCCAAAUCUAAAUCUGUUUUGAAUUCACCAGGCCAAGCUCUUUCAACUACUUGUAACUCCAGAAAUCAUUGUCAGAGUUCACCAAGCAACUUUGGAACAUUUGAAUCAAAUGAGAGUAUGACUGGUUUACGGCAGACAUCCGGCUCCACUCAAAACUUCCAGAUGUCCUACACAAGAGAUGGUCAUUACAACAGAGAGGGAUGUGUCCUGAAAGGGAAGCCAUGUGAUGGGGAGGUGGUAACCUUGGAUACUGAUUACAGUGACAGUGAAAUGAGCACAAGUAGUGAGAAUGAAGAUGAUGAGCAAUCGGUGUAUAAACUUUCUUACCAGUCCCAUGGCCUGAGUCGCUUGUUGUCAAGGACUAAUCCGCUUAGACUUCAGAAGAAGGGAGCUGAUCUUCUGCGAAUGGAUUUGGAGUUGAAAACUCUGCAGAAGGAGUUGCAAAAGGAUAAAGAGGCUCAGAUUCUUGCCAGCACCCUGCAGGGCUGUUUAAUCCGAAAGUGCCUCUUUCGGGAUGGAAAGGGUGGUGUGUUUAUUUGUAGUCAAGGGCAAGCUAGACUGGAAUGCAACAUCUUCAGAAACCUCAGCUAUGCUGUGCGGGGCAUCCAGAACGCCAAGAUUAUAAUGAUAAAGAAUGAAAUUAGUCAGUGCAAAGCAUCAGGAAUCUUUUUACGACUGGAGGCAGGAGGUCUAAUCGCAGACAACAACAUCCAUUCCAAUUCAGAGGCUGGCAUUGAUAUCCGGAAGGGAGCUAACCCUUUGAUAUUGUGCAACCAGAUACACAGUGGCCAUCGGUCAGGGAUUGUGGUGCUUGGGAAUGGAAAAGGCAUCAUUCGCAGUAAUCGUAUCUAUGGAAAUAAGGAAGCUGGGAUCUACAUUUUGUAUAAUGGAAACCCAGUGGUAAGUGGAAAUCACAUCUAUCAAGGACUUGCUGCAGGUGUUGCAGUGAAUGAAAAUGGAAGGGGCCAAAUAUUAGAAAAUAUUAUACGUGAAAAUCAUUGGGGAGGUGCAGAUAUACGACGAGGAGGAGAUCCUAUUCUAAGAAACAAUCUCAUCUGCUAUGGUUAUUCAGAUGGCGUUGUCGUGGGUGAACGAGGGAAAGGAUUGAUUGAAGGAAACAACAUAUAUGGCAAUAAGGGCUGUGGUGUGUGGGUUAUGUCCUCUAGUCUCCCACACAUUGCCAAUAACCAGAUCAGCCGCAACAACAUCUAUGGAGUGGCCGUCUUCUGUCGUAAAGAUGACACAAAUGACUACCUCAACAACCGAGGAGGCAAUGAGAAUUUCAAUGACGAAUGGGAGAUUGUCAAUUGGGAAAAUGACUUUGACAGUGAUGAGGAGCGAUACACCUCGCACAAGCCAAUCACUGUAGCACUUAUUGAAUUUAACAACAUCAAUCACAAUGGCGCUGCUGGUCUCUACAUAAAAAGCAGUGAGACACUCAACAUUAUAGCCAAUGCAAUCCAUGCCAACCACGAUAAUGGGAUUGCAGUUUAUCAGAGCAGUCAGUUCACCCACAUCACAAACAACAGCAUCACCUGUAACAGUGUAGGUGGAGUUCUUGUAGAAGCAGGAUGCAAAGUUGAACUUCGGGGCAAUGGUAUCUAUGACAACAACAGCCAUGGUGUCACCUCGAAGGGAGAAGGUAGUGUCUUGGAGAAUGACAUUCUGGGAAACCAUGGAUAUGGGUUGCAGCUACUUGAAAAUGCAGAUAUGAAGGUGACAAAGAACAGAAUCCAAUCUCUUCAUGACUAUGGGAUUGCAAUCUUGGACCAAGCUAAAGGAUUGGUGCAAGAAAAUCAGAUCUUCCGAGGAAAAGUAGGAAAGACCAUUUUAGAAAAAACUGAAAACUCACAGGAAUGUACUGUCCAGAGCAAUGAGAUUUUAACAUGCAGCAAAAGUUCUUGCAGAUCAGGUAUCGUCUGGAAGUUGGACAAUCCUCCAUCAAGGCCGCUUGUUGAUGGAUCAAAUCGACCCCUCUCUAUAGUCCAGACCAGUCAACGAGUUGCAUCCAUGACAACUCGAAUAGCUGCAAGAGUCGAAAGGGGCUGCCAUGACAAUGGAAGCAUCUUCUGUUCCAUUCUUUAAUGAUUUAAAAUUAUAUUUGGUACAGAAUUAGCCUCAAUCUGUCUCUAUGUACUUUCAGUAAUGAACAAACCUGGGACUCACUUUUUGUUAAUUCACUACUUCGCUGGUUAUCUUGGAAUAUAAUGUAAUGAAAAGAACAAAAAGCAUGACUUGACUUUAAGCUCCACUUGGAGUAACCUUAUUAAAGUUCUGGUUUCAUAGCACAGUUUGUGUUCUUAUAAACUGCCAACUUAAUCUGUGCAUUUAGAUUCCAGGCAGAUAUGCAAGAAGUACUAUGGCUUUAGUCUGGACCUGGAUGUUUCUAACUUGUGUUGGAAAGUUGUAAUGAUUACAAGUCUUUUACCACAUAGGAUUCCAGAAAAGUAAAGGUUACUGACUAAAGUUAAGUUCAGAGUUUCCACAUUAAUUUUUCUUUUUGUAUGCAGUGUCUGAGCUACUUUUCUAGGAUUAUUGUAACUCUUUUUUACUACAGUAAAUCCCAGUGGAAACACUCGCCUCACCCCCACCAAUCACCUCACUCUUUCAGAGAAAGUAAAGGUGAUCUUUUACCAGUGCAAAAGAUAAACUGCUGCAAGAACUCAGCAGGACAAGUGUCAUCUGUGGAUGCAAAGAGAUAUUCAACAUUUUGUUUGGGACUUAGAAAUGUAAAGGGAAGAUAGCCGGUUAAAGUCUGGGGUCGCGGCUGAGAUGAGGGGUGCUGGAAGGUGAGAGGUGGAAACGUAUGAGCAGGGGAUGAUGAGUGGGUGAAUGGAGCAAGGUG